AUGUCUUGUCCGGAUCAAAUUUUCACCUACGUCUUUGGCGACCAAACACAUGAUAUCGCAGAUACCUUGUGCAGUUUGGUAAAAACGCAUCAAGACCCACUGGUAAUCGACUUCAUCGAGCGUAGCUGCGGAGUGCUGAAGCAUGAGGUAGCUCGCUUGUCACCAGAGCAGCAGAAGCAAUGCCCACGCUUCGCUACCUUGGCGGACCUGAUCUCCCUAUAUAGAUCUGGCAAACUCAACCCCUGCCUCGUCCAGGCCUUGACUUGUAUUACACAACUUGGCCUCUUUAUCCGUCAACACAGCAGCGGAUGCCAAGUUUACCCUGGCUCUGAGAGUAGCUGCCUGGCUGGUAUCUGUACCGGUGCGCUCGCAGCUGCAGCAGCGAGCUGUGCUCACAGCGCACCCAGCCUAACGUACCCGGCUCUCCAUGCUGUAGCUGUUGCAGUUCGUCUGGGUGCACUUGCAUGGGACGUUGCCAAUCGAAUUACAAACCGAGAAGGCACUACUGCUGGAAGCAACACCUUUGAAUCCUGGUCUCGGGCUGUGACAGGACCCAGCCCCAAAGCCCUCGCUGAUGCCUUGCGCCAGUAUGCUGCGGACACUGGCCUGCCUGUCACUGCUACUCCUUAUAUCUCGGCUGUGAUUGGUCCUAACCAAGCAACGGUUUCUGGUCCGCCUGCCGUUCUCUCCGAUUUCUUUUCUUCAGGCAUCGGCAAGUCUUUCGCGUCUACGUCAUGUGCACUGCGCAUCACAGCACCUUACCACUCCAAGCUUUUCUAUAGUGAGCUCGACAUCGCGCAAGUUCUCUCUGGCAUCCCCGAGGAUGACGCUCCUCGAGCUCGCAUUCCUAUUAUAUCUACUAGUACUGAGGGCCAGGUACUUCCUAAUACUGCAACCCUCCGUGACGCACUCGAACAGGCAGCUCGCGACUGCCUUGAGCGGGAAAUGGCCCUGGAACAAUUACCAAUCCGCAUUGCUGAAUACGCAAAGCUCGUAACGAAGUCCGAAUCUGACAACAUUACCGAAGUUGUCAUUCAACCGUUCGCUUUCCACAGCACAGAACGCCUGGUAGCUCCUGUUCGCCGCCUGCUAUCGUCGGAUUCUUACUGUGUGAAAGAGAAGUCCCACUUGAUGCCGGAAGAUUUCUAUUCACUAGCUGCCAAUGGGGCCUUGGGCUCCGACGGGGGUUCCUCAAAGUCGCCUAUUGCUAUUCUUGCCGCUUCUGGCAGGUUCCCCGGAAACGCUGACACUAUGGACGAAUUCUGGGACAUCCUCUACAACGGUGUUGACACUCAUGAGAUGGUUCCUUCUUCUCGAUGGAAUGCCGCAGCUCAUGUCGGCGAUACCUCAGUAAAGAAUGUUUCAGGCACUGGCUUUGGCUGCUGGCUUCACCAAGCCCCUCACUUCGAUGCCGCCUUCUUCAAUAUGUCCCCUCGUGAGGCCGCUCAAGUGGACCCUGCUCAGCGCUUGGCUCUCUUGACUGCUGCUGAGGCACUUGAGAAGGCUGGUAUUGUACCUGAUCGUACGCCGUCUACACAGAAGCACCGUGUAGGUGUUUGGUUUGGUGCUACUAGCAACGACUGGAUGGAAACAAACAGCGCGCAGAACAUUGACACCUACUUUAUUCCUGGCGGCAACCGUGCUUUUAUUCCUGGCCGCAUCAACUACCACUUCAAAUUUAGCGGCCCGAGCUACACUAUUGAUACUGCCUGUAGUUCUAGCUUGGCUGCUCUACAUUUGGCAUGUAAUGCACUUUGGCGAGGUGAAGUCGACACUGCCAUCGUGGGAGGUACCAACGUUCUGACUAACCCGGAUAUGACGGCCGGACUGGACAGGGGCCACUUUCUGUCUCGCACUGGCAACUGUAAAACUUUUGACGAUAAUGCCGAUGGAUACUGUCGUGGCGAGGCUGUUGUCACAAUUAUUCUGAAAAGGCUGGUCGACGCGCAGAAGGACAAGGACCCUAUUGAGGCGUGCAUCCUUGGCGUUGCUACGAACCACAACGCCGAAGCUGAAUCAAUAACACGACCACACGCUGCUGCCCAGAAGGAACUUUUUGAGCAUAUUCUGGCAGAGACCAAGGUCAGAUCAAACGAAAUCAGCUACGUUGAGAUGCAUGGCACUGGCACUCAAGCUGGCGAUGCAGGAGAAACCACUUCAGUUGUCACUUCGCUCUCUCCAUUGACUGCCCGUGGCGUAUCCGUUCGUCCAGCAUCAGAUCCUCUCUAUCUUGGUGCUGUAAAAUCAAACGUCGGUCAUGGUGAAGCUGCAGCUGGUGUCACGAGUCUCGCUAAGGUGCUCAUGAUGAUGAAGCACUCCACGAUUCCUCCACAUAUUGGCAUCAAGACUAAGAUCAACCAUAGACUGCCUGAGUUACAGGAGCGUAACACUCGAAUUGCCACAGUGCCUACUCCCUGGCUUAGGCCACAUAACAACAGCCGUCGAGUUUUGUUGAACAACUUCUCUGCCGCUGGGGGCAACACCGCUAUCGUCCUGGAAGAUGCCCCUCCUGUCGAUCAUAACUUUACAGGCCCUGACCCGAGACGUCAGCACAUCGUAACGAUUUCGGCUAAGACUGCAGACUCUCUAGUUGCUAACCUUAACAACCUUAUUAAAUGGCUUGAUGAAGGAGCGCCGCAAGAAGACCCCAAUCUUCUCGCAAAGCUCUCGUACACAACUACCGCUCGUCGAAUGCACCACCGUUACCGGGUUGCCGUCAUGGCAACCAGUGUGCCACAACUUAAAUCCUUUUUACAAAAGCAACUGGAUUCGCGGAGCGGGGGUGAGAAGAUUCUCCCAGUGCCCGCCAAGGCACCCGGCUUCAUCUUCACUUUCACUGGACAAGGCUCGCCUCAUGCUGGAAUGGGAGCAGACCUGUAUUCACGCUUCGCUUCAUUCAGGUCUAACUUACAGCGUUACGACCACUUGUGCAUCCAGAUGGGGUUUCCGUCUAUCUUGCCUUUAUUUGAGCGACGGGACUAUUUCAACUGCGCUUCAUUAACUUGUCUUCAGUUGGCACACGUUUCCUUCCAGAUGGCUCUGUGCAAACUGUGGGAAUCGUUUGGUAUCAAGCCGAAGGCAGUCGUUGGCCAUAGUCUCGGCGAAUAUGCGGCGCUUUACGCUGCUGGAGCUUUGUCUCAGGCUGACGCCAUCUAUUUAGUCGGCAAGCGAUCCCAACUAAUGGAACAGUAUCUGGCUCGAGGCACUCAUGCAAUGCUUGUUGUCAUGGCGGAAGAGGCAACCGUUCUUGCUGCCAUCCCUGGAAUUAUUGGGCGCGACCUUGAGGUUUCUUGCCGAAACAGAAAGCACAACAUUGUUUUAGGUGGAAAAAUUGCCACCGUGAAGGAAUUCCGAACUGUUCUCGAGUCGAAGGGUAUACGAUGUCACAUUCUUGACACAGCCCACGCCUUCCACACUUCUCAGGUCGAUCCAAUCCUUGCUCCAUUCCGCAAAAUUGCGAAGAGUAUUCAGGUUCAGAAGCCGGUGAUUCCUGUCAUCUCGCCCACCAAAAGUAAAGUCCUCCGAGAUUCUACCGAGUUUGGAGAUGGCUACUUUAUCGAGCAUUGCCGCAACCCAGUCAACAUCAUGCAGGCUGUGUCUGUCGCUAACGCAGAGGGUGUUUUGGAUGAUCGCACCAUUGCUGUUGAAAUAGGACCUGCUCCAGUUGUCGCACCGAUGGUCAAAGAGGUUAUCGGCACAACAAUGCAGACGUUUGCAUCUGCACACAAGACCAUCGACUCGUGGCAGUUGUUGACGGAGGCCUUCUCUGGUAUGUACUUGUCAGGUGCAAGUAUCGAAUGGAAUAGAUACCACGAAGACUUUCCAGAGUGCCAGCAGGUUCUCCAGCUGCCCUCAUACGGAUGGACGUUGAAGGAAUACUGGAUGCAAUACACCAAUGACUGGAGUCUCCGCAAAGGCGAUGCUGUUCCCGCUAUGAGCCCGGCACAUCUAGCCUUUUCAUCUAUCUACAAUAUUGUGGAGAAUACCCUUCGGCCCAGUUCCGAUGGCGAGGUAGUCGUGGAUAUCGACCUCAAUGCCGACGAUGUGCACUCCAUGGCUCAAGGCCACAAGGUUUAUGGCGUACCUCUUUGCACUCCGUCUGUAUACGCAGAUGUCGCUCAGAUGAUCGGCAAUUAUGUGAAGCAGAUUACUGGGAUGGACGUUGACAGUGUUGCAACAGAGGUCGCAGAUAUGCACAUACAGAGCGCUCUUAUAGCCAACGAUAUGGGUAACAAGCAGACCCUUCGCACCGAGGCUAAAUUCGACGUCGUCAAAAGGGUGCUCUCCUGCACUUUCUCCACUCUUAAUGACAAGGGAGAGGUUGUGGAGCAGCAUGCCAACUGCCAAAUUCGCUUUGUUGACGUCGAAGCAACCCGAAUGCAGUUCGAGAAAGCUGCAGCGGAAGCUCAGCUUCGCAUCAAGGCCAUUCAGGCACAAGUCGGAGAUGAUGACAGCACCUUCCGAUUCAGCAAGUCUAUGAUUUAUAAGAUGGUUGGCCAGCUUGCCGACUUCGACCACAAGUAUCGUGGCCUGUCUGCCGUUACCCUCAGCAACAAAACUUUUGAGGCCACAGGCACUGUUUCUUUCCACGGCAUUAAUGACUCCGGCAAAUGGUACUGCAACCCUGCUUUCCUGGAUUCCAUCUCUCAGCUGGCAGGCUUUGUCAUGAAUGCCAACGAGGGUGUAGAUCUGGAGAAAGAACUGUUUGUCAACCACGGAUGGGAGUCCAUGAAGCUGUUUACGCCCAAGCUUGAUGCCCACAUGACUUACUACUCCUAUGUCAAGAUGAACGAGGGCAAGGACAAGUUAUGGACUGGAGAUGUCAUCAUCUUUGACCAAAACAAGAAGCUCGUGGGCGUUCUUGGUGGUGUUGCGCUUCAGGGCGUGCCGAAGCGACUCAUGAGCUACAUCAUUAACUCUGCCAUGAAGAAGGUUUCCAGAAGCAGCGCUACAGACAAGACACUUCAUGGACCGCAACUAGGUCAUACCUCCGACAUGGAUUUAACUUCCAGAGACACUGUUGCAGGCGAGGAGCAAGCCGUUGAAAAUGUCCAGCAGCACACCACCGACUCAUGGCCUAUUGCGCUUAAGAUUUUAGCUGAUGAGAUUGGUCUCGCCGAGGCCGAGCUUGCCAACGAUGUUAGUUUGGCUGACGUUGGGGUUGACUCUCUUCUAUCGUUAGUCAUCUGUGGCAGACUUCGCGACGAGCUGGACAUUGAACUGCCAGAACGUGCACUCUUUGAGGAGUGUCUGACUGUUGGUGACAUCAGGAUGCGCGUCUCUGGUACGGUCGCUUCCUCUUCGGGAUCAUCGGCUUCACAUGAGAGUGAUAUUCUGAGCGUCGAGUCUGACACCGCGUCUUCCAUCGGUUCCCAGGACUUGGAGAGCUCGAUGUCUCCUUUCUCUGCUGCGAUGACACCAAAUAAUGGUCUCGAUACUCCAAGCAGUUGUCCCACCCCAGUUUCCUACUUUGAGAUCAAUAUGGGCGAUCUGAAGGAGAAGGAUCAAGUCUCAACUCCAACUGUUGUUUCCACGAUCCCUCCUGCCUGGUCCAUGUAUUUGCAAGGAUCUCGCGCUCGAUCAAAAAAGACACUAUUUCUUUUCCCUGAUGGGUGCGGAGUGGCUACGUCUUACCUGAGCCUUCCGUCUAUCUCACCUACUACGGCUCUUGUUGGUUUUAACUCGCCGUUCGCAAAGAAUCCUUCCCGCAUGUACGAUCAUACCCUCCAGGACGUGUUACAGUCAUACAUCGCUGGUCUGCGCAACCGUCAGGCCCACGGCCCCUAUCACCUAGGCGGCUGGUCGGCUGGAGGUAUCCUUGCCUUUGCUGUCGCUCAAGAACUCAUUGCCGCUGGCGAAGAAAUUGCAUCUUUGACACUUAUCGAUUCCCCCCCGCCCAACAACGGCUUAGACAGUUUGCCCGACAGGUUUUACAACCACUGCAACAAGGUUGGGAUCUUCCGUAACGAGAUGAGACGUGGAGUAGAGCAAUGCGAGCCGCCCCAAUGGCUGAUGCCGCACUUUCGAGCCUCGACUGAGCUUCUUCGUGACUACCACGCGCCUGCUAUGGCACCCGAAGCAGCCCGUAAGCUGCGCGUUAACAUCAUCUGGGCUGGUGAAUGCGCGUUUGACGGCGUGCACUAUCCACACAUUCCUCCUGCAAUGAUGGAGGGAGAAGAUUGUCAAGGUAUGAAGUUCUUGACUGAGCGCAGGAAGGACUUUGGGCCUGGUGAAUGGGCCCUUUUAUUCCCUGGGGCAUCUAUCACCACCAGGGUUAUAGAGGGCGAGCAUCACUUUAGCAUGAUGCGUGGUAGUGGUGCAGAGAGAUUGGUCAAAUUCGUUCGUAGUGGCCUCUGA
Molecule: messenger RNA, 6357 nt
Organism: Colletotrichum spaethianum
Lineage: Eukaryota; Fungi; Ascomycota; Sordariomycetes; Glomerellales; Glomerellaceae
Product: non-reducing polyketide synthase pks27
Exons: 5
Coding region: 1-6357 (2118 amino acids)
Biological process (GO): secondary metabolite biosynthetic process; fatty acid biosynthetic process
Molecular function (GO): 3-oxoacyl-[acyl-carrier-protein] synthase activity; fatty acid synthase activity
Source: RefSeq, a predicted model, not a curated record